Molecule: messenger RNA, 525 nt
Organism: Paramecium sonneborni
Lineage: Eukaryota; Ciliophora; Oligohymenophorea; Peniculida; Parameciidae
Source: the annotation of a GenBank genome assembly
AUGGAGGAUAGCUUUUUUGAUCAUAUCGAAAUUGUAAAUCCAAUCAUCAAUAUUCAAAAUUAAAAUGCUGAAUGUGUUCGAAGAUGUUUAAAUUAACAAUUUCAAUCUUGUGUUAUGAAUUUGCAGCAAAAUAUUUCAUCUAUUAGAAAAUAAGAAUCGUUUCAUGCUAAAAAUUAUUUCCUCUAAAGUUUAUCUAACAAAUCUAAGAUUAAUUCAAAAUUGACUAAAUCAAGUAAUAUUUAUCUAAAAUUAGAGUCCUUUAUCAAUGCAUUGAAAAUUCUGAAAAAAAAUAAUGAUUCUUAUCAGUCUAAUUUAAGAUAAAAAACACUCACUUCCUAUUAAACAUCAGAUUUAGUAUAAUUACUCAGAUGUAAGAGUAGUAAUAAGAACUCUGGCAAUUGUCAAACCCAAAUCUAUAAUAAAUAACAGAUUUAAGCAAAAUAAUUAUAAUAAAUAAAACAAUAAUUAAAUGAAUUUAAUAUUCGAAAAAGUAAUUCAGCAUACAUUCAAACUAUGUUUAAAUGA